Molecule: messenger RNA, 1290 nt
Organism: Pedinophyceae sp. YPF-701
Lineage: Eukaryota; Viridiplantae; Chlorophyta; Pedinophyceae
Source: the annotation of a GenBank genome assembly
AUGCACGGAGCCGCGGACCUGAUCCUCGGCACCGGCGCGGCCGAGUUCACGCUAGAGCGGACGCUGUCCCCGCCGGACAUGGCCCCGCGGAUGGCCGUCCACGACGUCUCGUGCUACUCGUCGUGCGCUGAGACGCCAGUGGCGGGUGCGGCGGUGGCCGCCACCAGGCCGCUCGGGUCGCAGACCUCGGUGCUCGACGACGACACGCGCAGUCCGGCGUCCCCCAGGCGAGGCACGCGCGGGGCCAGCGAGCGCCGCAGCAGCGAGCGCCGCAGCAGCCGCCCUCUGAUGCCUGCUGCUGUGGUGGCGCGGCUGCGCGCCCACGGCAUCGCGUCGCCGAUGGAGGCGUCGCCGACCGCUGCGCACUGCGGGGGCCACAUCGUGGGGCCGCUGCCGGCGGUGGGGUCGUCGACCCAGCUGCUGCGGGGCGCCCUGCUGCGCCACGCCACGCACGCGUCGAUGGACGAGCUGACGGGGCCGCCCCCGUCGGAGCAGCGUGCCAGCAUGCCUUCGAUCGGGCUGGACGGCUCGGAUGCGCCGGCGUACUGCAGCACGCCGGACGCGCCCUGGAUGCAGGCGGCGUGCGAAGCGCACGCGCAGGCGCACUGCUCCAGCGAGGAGCGCAAGGCGCAACACGCGGCGAGCAGCGCCGCGGCCGAGCGGCGGCUGCCCCGGGAGAAGCGCGCGUCGACCCCGCUCGGCGUGCGCGGCCCCGGCGGCCCCGGCGGCCUGCGGCGCAUGCAGACGGCGGUGGUGCCGUCCCUGCCGCAGUCCUUCUACGGCGACUCGCGCCCGGGCGUGAGCGUCAACGGCAGCUCCUGUGGGUGCAGCGGCGUCGACGUGGCCUUCGAGAAGCAGCUCGGCCCGCGCUCGAACCGCCGCACCGUCGGCGCCACGAACAAGAUGCCCGACCAGGGCCGCCGCCACGCCCCCUGCGCGCGCGUCAGCUGCGGCGGAGCCGUCGUCCCGGUCGACGCGACGACGCUCGGCGACAGCGGCGUGGGCGCGAGCAACACCGCGUCUCAGACGGUCUCCAACAACUACCAGGAGAUGCUCGACGGCAGCGACGCGGACGGGCGCCAGGACAAGCCGCCCCGCGGGUACACGUCCGCGAAGACGUCGCUCGAGAACUCCCGCGAGGAGCGCCCGUACGACGGCCGCCCCGGCCCGCCGUGCAAGGGGCGCUUCCACGCUGCCCGCCCGCUCCCUCUUCCCCCCACCGCCCUCCCCGCGCCCCGCGGCAACGGCCGCAAGCCCGGCGUCGGCUGCCUCGGAUGCUUUCGCGCGUAG